This is a messenger RNA of Myotis brandtii (Brandt's bat), 874 nucleotides long. Its product is annotated as tight junction protein ZO-3-like. The transcript is spliced from 2 exons. Gene Ontology annotation, cellular component: bicellular tight junction; plasma membrane. NCBI's taxonomy places the organism in Eukaryota, Metazoa, Chordata, Mammalia, Chiroptera, Vespertilionidae. The record is from RefSeq and is a predicted model, not a curated record. The annotation marks the transcript as partial. Gene Ontology annotation, biological process: cell-cell junction organization; positive regulation of blood-brain barrier permeability; establishment of endothelial intestinal barrier. Gene Ontology annotation, molecular function: cell adhesion molecule binding.
GAAAGUGGAUGGUGGGAGCCACGGGCUGGGGGAAUUAGUGUUUCAUGGGGACAGAGUUUCCGUUUGGGAAGAUGAGAAAGUUCUGAAGACGGAUGGAGGCGGUGGCUGCACAGUAGUGCUUAAUGCCACCGAGCUGUACACUUAAAAGGAGCUUCUUUGAGUCACCGCAGCCCAAGCAAAGGCCUAGAGUCGGGACCAAGCCUGGGAGAGCAAUUGUCUGGAGCACAGACUCCGCAUCAGGCUCCCGUCCCUGGCAACCACUGGCUCCGUGACUCUGAGCUGGUGACCUUAUCUCCCGAGGCUGUUUCCCCACCUGCUAGAAGGGCCAGUAACAGCCACCCUCCUCAGGAGGAGGAGAGGGCCGGGGUCAGGAGGGGACACAGAUCAGCAGUGUUGGGCACGAGAUGCUGCUGCUGCUGUUAGGACUCUUCUCGAGGGCAAUGGGGAGCCAUGGUGUAUUCUUGAGCAGGGAAGGGACAGAUAGACAUGAAUUUGUGGGGCUGGGGAACUACCCUAUUGAAGCUGCCGUUGCCUCCCCACUCCACAGAGAGCGUGUUGAGGACCGACAGGCCGUCUAAGAUCAUCAAACUGGACACCGUGCGGGUGAUCGCGGAGAAGGACAAGCACGCGCUCCUAGACGUGACACCCUCGGCCGUGGAGCGCCUCAACUACGUGCAGUACUACCCCAUCGUGGUCUUCUGCGCCCCCGAGAGCCGCUCGGCCCUCAAGGCUCUGCGCCAGUGGUUGGCGCCGGCCUCCCGCCGCAGCACCCGCCGCCUCUACGCUCAAGCCCAGAAGCUGUGGAAGCACAGCGACCACCUCUUCACAGGUAGGAAGGGAUCGGGAGCGGGGGGAGGCUGGGGGUCUGGCCUGA